CAGCUUGCCAGCUUGUGUGGAGAGAACAGUGUGGAGGUCUCUGUCUCUGUCUGUCUGUGUCUCCGGGGGAGAGAGAGAGAGAGAGAGAGGUUGGUAUAAUGGUAAUACUGAGUCAUGUGAGGGUACUUUCGGAAAGAGUGGAGAGAAAGUUGUCGUAGGAAACACAGUAGUGAGCGCUAAGCAGCAACAGCACUACAACCGGCACCACCAUCAAAGUCAGGGUUGGCUAGUCUGGUGCAGUGCAGUGGAUUGCAGUGAAGAUCAAGGAAAAUGAUAGUGGUUGUUGUUGUCUUCCCUCUAUCCCUGCAAUAGUUUACCCUCUUCUUAGUCUCCAUAACCUCCUCCUCAGUUCCCUCUAGACUGUCAUCAAAAUCCUCUCUUCCUUCUCUAGAUUUCCAACAAUGAGAGUGGUUUUCUGGUAGAACCGGUUGAAGAACCUCUCAAUUUCUCUGUUUUUCUCUCUCUUUUUGUUCUGUCUCUUUCUCCCUUACUCUGCUAGCUAUGGAAGGUACUGAGGAUUGCUGUGUAAAGGUUGCUGUUCACAUACGUCCACUCAUCGGUGAUGAAAGGCUUCAAGGAUGUAAAGACUGUGUCACCGUCGUUCAAGGAAAACCCCAGGUACAAAUUGGGACACAUUCCUUUACUUUUGAUCAUGUCUAUGGUAGCAGUGGUUCUUCAUCAUCAGCAAUGUUUCAAGAAUGUGUUGCUCCGCUUGUCGAUGGUUUGUUUCAAGGAUAUAAUGCCACUGUUCUUGCCUAUGGUCAGACGGGUUCCGGAAAGACAUAUACCAUGGGUACUGGCUUUAGAGAUGGUUUCCAAACUGGACUAAUCCCUCAAGUUAUGAAUGCUCUAUUCAGCAAGAUUGAAAGUUUCAAGCAUCAGACCGAAUUCCAAUUGCAUGUCUCCUUCAUUGAGAUUCUAAAAGAAGAAGUGCAAGACUUGUUGGAUCCAACGUCUGCUGUGAAAUCAGAUACGCCUAAUGGACAUGGUACAAAAGUAACAGUCCCAGGGAAACCACCAAUACAAAUUCGUGAAACAUCAAACGGAGUUAUAACUCUAGCUGGAUCAACUGAAGUUGCUGUUUGUUCACUAAAAGAAAUGGCUGCUUGCUUGGAACAAGGAUCAUUAAGCAGGGCAACUGGAAGUACAAACAUGAACAACCAGUCCAGCCGUUCGCAUGCCAUCUUCACUAUCACAUUGGAGCAGAUGCGUAAAGUAAGUCCAGUUUCCCCUGGUAUUAACUGUCAAAAUGAGGAUAUAAGUGAAGAAUAUCUAUGUGCAAAGCUCCAUUUGGUAGAUCUUGCUGGAUCAGAGCGUGCUAAGAGAACAGGUUCUGAUGGACUUCGUUUUAAGGAAGGAGUUCACAUUAACAAGGGGCUUCUUGCUCUUGGUAAUGUAAUAAGUGCCCUUGGGGAUGAGAAAAAGAGGAAAGAAGGCGCGCAUGUUCCUUAUCGGGACAGUAAACUUACUCGGCUUUUGCAGGAUUCACUUGGUGGAAAUAGCAGAACUGUUAUGAUAGGUAUUGUGUCUCUUGUCCUAUGUCAGUUUUGUUUCUACAGUGUACGGAUAUUAACGUCACAGAUAUGGUCAUGUGGUGCCUUCUCCAAGAAGCAGUUUAAGCCAUUUGGCAUUGUUUUGAUUUGUAUUAUUAUUGAUGAUUUAUUUGCUUUACAGUUACGGAAGGAGGGAAGGAGAAAUGAGUAUGAGAGGCAUAAACUGCAAGCAUUAAAUCAGCGCCAAAAAAUGGUUCUCCAGAGGAAGACAGAAGAGGCUGCAAUGGUCACCAAAAGGCUAAAAGAGUUGCUUGAAGCACGAAAGUCUACGUCACGUGACAGUUCAGUAACCUCGAAUGGAAGUGUGCCAAGUGGCCAGAGCAAUGAAAAAUCCCUACAACGCUGGCUUGAUCAUGAGCUAGAAGUCAUGGUGAACGUGCAUGAAGUCCGUUCUGAGUAUGAGAAGCAAAGCCAAGUACGAGCUGCCCUGGCAGAAGAGCUUGCUGUAUUGAAGCAAGUGGAUGAGUGUGCUGCAAGGGGGCUUAGUCCCCCAGGUGGAAAGAAUGGAUAUUCUAGAGUGUCCUCCAUGUCACCAAAUGCAAGAAUGGCAAGAAUUGCAUCCCUUGAAAACAUGCUGAGCAUUUCCUCAAACACACUUGUGACAAUGGCAUCACAGCUUUCAGAGGCAGAAGAACGGGACCGUGCCUUUUCUGGCCGUGGACGUUGGAACCAGUUGCGCUCAAUGGCAGAUGCAAAGAGCUUACUUCAGUACAUGUUCAAUGCAGCAGCAGAUGCAAGGUGCCAAUUAUGGGAGAAGGAAAUUGAAAUGAAGGAGAUGAAAGAGCAGUUAAACGAACUUGUAGGCCUAUUACGACAGAGUGAAGCACGGAGAAAGGAAAUUGAGAAACAGCAAAAACUGAGAGAGCAAGCUGUUGCCAUUGCCUUGGCUACGUCAGCUUCGGGGAACUCACAUGGGUCACUGAAACACUUUGCUGAUGACAUGAGUGGGCCCUUGUCUCCAAUGUCAGUACCUGCACAGAAGCAACUCAAAUAUACAGCAGGCAUUGCUAAUGGCUCAGUUAGGGACUCAGCAGCAUUCAUGGACCAGACACGGAAGAUGAUACCAAUUGGACAACUAUCAGUGAAGAAGAUGGCAGCUGUCGGACAAGCUGGAAAGCUCUGGAGGUGGAAGAGGAGUCAUCAUCAGUGGUUGUUGCAGUUCAAGUGGAAGUGGCAGAAGCCAUGGAGGCUCUCAGAAUGGAUCAGACAUAGUGAUGAGACAAUUGUGAGGGCAAGACCUCGUCAGCAGGUUUUGUCGGGGAUGAUAUGAAAUCUUAUACUGCUAACUUUUCUUUCCCAUGCAACUUAGCUUUGAUCACUACACGAACCCUAAUGGCAUGGAAUGCAGAAAUAGAAUGGAGGAAUGCUCUAAAAUGGUGAUGCGACUUGGGAGAACCACAUUUUCUUAUCUGGAGUUGGGACAGUUUGCUUUCCUAUCAUGGAUUCAAGGCAUGUUCAAUCCACCAGGAGCAUCUUGUAAAGUGUAAAUGUUUCCAGUGGGUUAACCAAAGUAGUCAAAGCAGAAGCCCAGAAGGGUUCGAUGACAAGCAGGGAUGGCAUUGGAACUCAAGAGGAGAUGAGAUGCAAAAGGGUAGUGUGUGUUUUGGGUUUUUUCCGUUGUAACAAUUACAGUGAAAAGAGAGGAAAUUCUUCUAAUGUGUUUUAGCUUUGUAUAUCAAAGGUGCUUAUUGGUUGUUCUUUUUUCAUUAUUAUUUUGUAGCCUGCAAUACAUGUCUGUUUUUAUUGUGUAUAAACAAAAUAUUUUUUUGUUGCAAGAAAUUGAGAUCUGUAGCAUUUUCAUUUAUCA
This is a messenger RNA of Macadamia integrifolia, 3360 nucleotides long. Its product is annotated as kinesin-like protein KIN-4A. Lineage: Eukaryota; Viridiplantae; Streptophyta; Magnoliopsida; Proteales; Proteaceae. The record is from RefSeq and is a predicted model, not a curated record. The transcript is spliced from 17 exons. Gene Ontology annotation, molecular function: ATP binding; microtubule binding; microtubule motor activity. The coding region runs from base 502 to 2823 and encodes 773 amino acids. Gene Ontology annotation, biological process: microtubule-based movement; mitotic spindle organization.